AAAUUUUCCAACUCAAGUUAGUGGGAACAUAGGAAAAAAAAAAAAAAGAAAAAAAAAAGAAGCGAAUAUGCCGAACCGAACUCCCUUGUCCCGACUCUCGAGGUCAUAAAUUUCCCGAAGCUCCGAAACCCCGUCUAUCAGGUCAAAAGAUCGACGGCCACCGAACCCACUUACCACCACAAGAUUCAACGGUUCAAAUCCAACGCAUCAGCAAAGACCGAUCCUAUCGUCCUCCUAACAACUCUCCCAUUUUUCUCCACCUCUGAACUGUUUCCAUUCAAAAUUCACUCCCAUACCCUCUUUUUUCUCGCUCAUUUUCCUGCGCUUUUUCUCGGGAAAAAAAUGGUGAAAGGACCGGGUCUCUACUCCGACAUUGGCAAGAAAGCCAGAGAUCUUCUGUACAAGGAUUACCAGGCUGAUCACAAAUUCACCAUCACUACUUACACUUCCGCCGGAGUCGCAAUCACUUCGACUGGAAUCAAGAAAGGCGAGCUCUUUUUGGCCGAUGUGAGCACCCAAUUGAAGAACAAGAACAUCACAACUGAUGUAAAAGUUGAUACCAACUCUAACCUUCUCACCACCAUCACUGUCGAUGAGCCGGCACCUGGACUCAAGGCAAUCUUUAGCUUUAUUGUUCCUGAUCAGAGAUCUGGAAAGGUGGAACUCCAAUACCAGCACGAGUAUGCUGGGAUCAGCACUAGCAUUGGGUUGACUGCAAAUCCGUCCGUCAACUUUUCUGGUGCGGUUGGAAACAAUACUCUGGCCAUUGGAACAGAUCUGUCGUUUGACACUGCCACUGGGAACUUCACCAAGUUCAAUGCUGGGUUGAAUUUCACCCGCUCCGACCUAAUUGCUUCCUUGACAUUGAAUGAUAAAGGUGAUGCCCUAACUGCUUCGUACUACCAUUCUGUAAGCCCACUGACCAACACUGCUGUUGGGGCGGAGCUAUCCCAUAGUUUCUCAAGCAAUGAAAACACACUCACAAUUGGCACACAACACGCUCUUGAUCCCCUAACUACUUUGAAGGCUCGUGUAAACAAUUCCGGGAAGGCCAGUGCUCUCAUUCAGCACGAGUGGCGCCCGAAAUCGCUCUUCACCAUUUCAGGAGAAGUGGACACCAGGGCAAUUGAGAAGAGCGCAAAGAUUGGUCUAGCCUUGGCCCUUAAGCCUUAGACUAAGGAACUUGUCUGGCGCCAAGCUAAUGCCAUUGGAAGAAGGUUGGUCUUUUUUAGUGGGGGCAAUAAGUCAGGUCCAGUGGCACAGUAACUUUUCCGAUGAACUUGCGGUUUGUUGAUGUGUUGGUUUCUUCAAAUCUUUUGGUGGUCAUGGGUUGUAUAAAAUAAUUGGCACAAACUAUAGUCAAAUUCCAUUUCAUAUUCAUCCGUUACCUUUUGUCAAUGGACGGGUAUACUUAAAUUGGUUUGAUAUGAAAGUUUUGUCGCUUUUGCUUCCAUUUUCAAAAUAAUAAAAAUAAAGUAAAACACGAUCUUGUUAAGCUG
Molecule: messenger RNA, 1499 nt
Organism: Morus notabilis
Lineage: Eukaryota; Viridiplantae; Streptophyta; Magnoliopsida; Rosales; Moraceae
Product: mitochondrial outer membrane protein porin of 36 kDa
Exons: 6
Coding region: 343-1173 (276 amino acids)
Biological process (GO): monoatomic anion transmembrane transport
Cellular component (GO): mitochondrial outer membrane
Molecular function (GO): voltage-gated monoatomic anion channel activity
Source: RefSeq, a predicted model, not a curated record